Molecule: messenger RNA, 207 nt
Organism: Arctia plantaginis
Lineage: Eukaryota; Metazoa; Arthropoda; Insecta; Lepidoptera; Erebidae
Source: the annotation of a GenBank genome assembly
AUGGUCGUUGCUUUGUCAUCUGCCAAGCCGCAAUUUAAUCCACGGGGUUGUAUUUAUGUUAAUGGACACUGCCAACGUGGGUGCGAAGUAGGGACUCACGCGUAUGCACCGGGUUGCGGGCCUAAGACUCCCGAAGCGACUUGUGACGAACCGAAUCCUAAACCAGACAGAGGUAAAACUUACGGAGAGGUGCCACUAAAAUCUUAA